Pelmatolapia mariae (spotted tilapia) is the source of this 825-nucleotide messenger RNA. Its product is annotated as OX-2 membrane glycoprotein-like. The coding region runs from base 1 to 825 and encodes 274 amino acids. Gene Ontology annotation, molecular function: cell-cell adhesion mediator activity. Lineage: Eukaryota; Metazoa; Chordata; Actinopteri; Cichliformes; Cichlidae. Gene Ontology annotation, biological process: negative regulation of neuroinflammatory response; heterotypic cell-cell adhesion. Gene Ontology annotation, cellular component: axon; cell surface; neuronal cell body. The record is from RefSeq and is a predicted model, not a curated record. The transcript is spliced from 5 exons.
AUGGCGGACUGUCUAACUGCAGUGAUACAAACACAGCAGACUGCGCUGGCAGCAGUGGGAGAAGAUGCUGAAUUCAGCUGUCAGCUCUUGGAGACUAAAGACGUCCUUCAGGUCACAUGGCAGAAAAUCUCACAAGAUGUGGAGACAAAUGUUGCCACUUACAGCAAGUACUUUGGUCAGAGAGUGAAUGAUGGCUUCAAAGAUAAAGUUGAGUUUAAAUAUACUGGACUACAGAACUGCUCCAUAGCCAUCAGGAAUGUGACGGAGCAGGAUGAAGGAUACUAUAGGUGUUUGUUUAACACUUAUCCUGAAGGCCCCUUCAUUGGUAGAACCUGCCUCCAGGUCUAUGAGCUGCAUGAACCUGUUGUUGAUGUCAGAGAGUCAAACUCUACUGAAGAGUGGGUUGUUUCCUGUUCAGCCACUGGUCGACCUGCUCCCACUGUAACACUCAGUGUCUCACAACAAGGCCUCAACUUCUCACAGUACAACACUGUCAGUGUGUCCAACACCAACGCUACAUCUACUGUCACCACUACAGCUGUGCUCUCAGGUUCACGUAAACACAGCACACAGGUGGGAUGUGCAGCACGAGUGCUCUCUGCUCCUCAGACAGAGGUGACUGUGACCAUUUCUGAGGAACAACAGACACCUGAUGAUGAUGAUGAUGAUGAUGAUGAUUCCUCCUUGAUCACUGUAAUAGCUGCAGUAGUGGUGUUGGUCUUUGUCCCUUUCGUUGCUCCACUGUGCUGCUUGAAGAAAAAGACAAAAGAGGGGAAUUUUGGCCCAUUCUUCUUUACAACAUUGCUUCAGUUCUUUGAGGUUUGA